AUGAAUCCUUGUGUGUGGCUUCAAACCUAUGAUGGUUCAAUCCAACAAGUGGAACAAGAGAUUGCAAUGUUUUGUCCUUUUAUAUGUCAAGAGUUAAUAUUACUUCCUCAACAAGGAUCUUCCAAGACUUCUCCAAUAUGUCUUCCUCAACAAGUCACUCCUGCAAUCUUAACCUUAAUUCUUGAUUAUUGUCGAUUUCAUCACGUGAAAGGACGCUCAAACAAAGAACGAAAGUCUUAUGAUGAGAAAUUCGUUAGGAUAGACGCCCCUAGGUUAUGUGAGUUGACGUCUGCUGCAAAAUACCUUCAGUUAAAUCCAUUGUAUGAUCUCACAUGUCAUGCAAUAACUAGAAUAAUUGAAGGAAAAUCAUCUGAGGAGAUACGCGACAUAUUUCAUUUGCCUGAUGAUCUUAUGGAGGAAGAGAAGUUGGAGCUGAUGUUAAACCUAACUUGCGACCCAAGUAUCAGGCUUUUGAACAGCUUGUAUGCAAAGAAGAGAGAACAACUUAUAGAGCUCAAAAGGGUAACAAAGAAUGUUGAAGUUGAAGACGAAGAUGUAGUGGAUGGACGUUCAGUUGAUGAGCUAUUGUCUUUUAUUAAUGGAUCGAAUGAUGGAGAAACCAAGAGGAAGAAAACAUGCAAGAAUAAGAAGAACAGAAGAAAGAAAAAAGAUCAACAGAAGAAUUCUUCUUUGAAGGAAGAAGAUGAUCUUGUGGUUGAGUUUGAUGAUGAGAUUGAUCAGGCCUUACAGGAAAGAAUUGACAGGGAAGUCGAAGAAUUUGCACGCAGAUUAAAUUGUUCUUGGGAAGAGAGAAAAAAAGAAAUUCUUUCUCUAAAACAAAAAAAAAAACAUAUAACAACAUCAACAACUAUGCAACGAUAUCCCGGUGAUUGUCACGAUCUCUAAGAGUUUCUUUUAUUCUCUCUUCCAAAGUGCAAUUUAAUCUGCGCGCAAAUUCUUCCACUUCUCUGUCGGUCAUUGGGUCCUGAUCAAUCUCAUCAUCAAACUCAACCCUAGGAUCAUCUUCUUUCUCCACUUGCUUGUCAAUUUUUGCCGUUAAGGCCUGAUCAAUCUUAUCAUCAAACUCAACCACAUGAUCCUCUUCUUCUUCUUCUUCUUCUUU
Molecule: messenger RNA, 1123 nt
Organism: Medicago truncatula (barrel medic)
Lineage: Eukaryota; Viridiplantae; Streptophyta; Magnoliopsida; Fabales; Fabaceae
Product: SKP1-like protein 20
Exons: 2
Coding region: 1-906 (301 amino acids)
Biological process (GO): ubiquitin-dependent protein catabolic process
Source: RefSeq, a predicted model, not a curated record